AUGCUACCUACAUCAGAAAACUGCGCCUUACCCCUGGCAGCUAUCAUGGCCGUGUUGACCUGUGUGUUGCUCCAGGGGGCCCAGGCGGGAGUGGUAGCGGACUUCAACCAUGUGGAGCGGUGUAAGGACUCUCUGUACAUGGGCACUCCACCUCGAGGCUACCUCAGCAACUCCUUUAUGAAGAUCUGCCAGAGAUACGAGGAUAAACCGCGCUAUGUCACACUGUAUGACCCACACAAACACAUCCCCAUUUAUUCUGCAUAUACAUUCAAGAAGUCCGAUGGGGAGAAGAAGGUGGACUUCCCGUGGAUGUUUGAGCCCCAGCUGGCCUCAGAAAAGAGCAGCAGUAACAUGGAGCCCUUUCCCCAAUCUUCAAACAUGCACAUGAACUUCGAGGACACCCAGGCAGUCCUGGAGGACUAUGCUGACGUGGUUCCAUAUGAACGUGGCCAGCUAAACCCUGACGAACAUCAGGCUGACCCUCUGGACAAAGCCUCUACCUACAGCUUGACAAAUGUGGUGCCUCAGUUCAGAGAGUUCAACAUGGGUCCCUGGGCAGAACACCAGGAUCUCAUCCGCAAACGUCUCAACAAUUACUGCCGUGGCAAAGCCUUUGUGGUCACUGGGGUCACCACCUCCGGGCAUACGAUCCGUCGUAACAACUUGGACCGGGUGGCUGUGCCUGAGUACAUGUGGUCGGCCUACUGCUGCACCGAGUUUGAUCAAAAUGCACCGUAUUUUGUGCGCUACAAAUUCCCUGUGUUUGCAGCUUAUGGGCUGAACGAUCGGGUCAACAACCACAUGGUGGAAGUUCCUCUCAAGAACCUGGAGAAGUUUCUUAAGGGGAGGAUGGAUGUGGAUAAGAACUUCCAGAUAUUCUAUAGUGACUGUGUGCCAGAUAACUGA
Plectropomus leopardus (leopard coralgrouper) is the source of this 906-nucleotide messenger RNA. RefSeq names its product endonuclease domain-containing 1 protein. Lineage: Eukaryota; Metazoa; Chordata; Actinopteri; Perciformes; Serranidae. Gene Ontology annotation, molecular function: nucleic acid binding; metal ion binding; hydrolase activity. The record is from RefSeq and is a predicted model, not a curated record.